CGCAUAGCGGCGCAUGAACAUCGUGUCACCUAUAAUACCUUUUAAGUACUCCCAUAACCUUGGAAGGACUCGGCCGUGUAGCAUAAAAGUCAAGGGCCGAAUAUCAGUAGCAAUCUUACUAGGGAUCUUGGAAAUGGUGGCACAGGUAGGCCAGAGGCGAGGUAAACGAGGGCGUUUCGGAUGGCUAAAAAAUUGGCGCGUCGGAAAAGAGACACCUUCUUGCUAUUGUUCCCAUCCUGACCUUGUAAAGAUGCAAAUAUUGAUUUUAUUCGUGUUAUAAUAUGUACAAGGCACAUCGGCCGGGGACGAUAAAUAGUUGCUCAAAGGUCGUCGUCGUCGCUAUCCUCAUAAUCAGGAAGAUCAUUGUCAUCAUCAUCGUCGCCGUCGUCGUCGGCUCAGAUGCCCUUCAGGCCGUCCUGCUUGUAGGCCUCCUCGAGUUCCUCCUCGUAGGACCUCUUGAUCUCCUCAUCCAAUUCCAUCGCAAACUGUUCCAGAUCCUCAUCCAGCUCAUCCUCGUCGUCCCUGAACUCCAUAAAUUCAUCCUCCUCCUCAAAGUCAACCAAGUCGUCGUCUUCGUCCUCGGUCCAGAACAUGGCACCUUCUUCAUCUUCCAGGGUUAUGUUGCUUUGAAUAGUAAGACGGUUGGCAUAGAACGCCAGAUCAAUGACUUCGUCGUAAUCGACGAGUGUGGAGGAGGACAAGUGGGCAGAUGGGACAAGAGAGGAUGAGGAAAGGGAGAGAAGAGAGAAGUUCUCACUUACAGUGGCCAAGGAUGUGGUUGCCAUAGUAGUAGACGGGGUUUCGGUGAAAAGAAAAGCAGGGCAGCAGAGUAUGGAGCUGUUGUGGCGAAACGUGAGAUGCAAGUGCUUGAAAGACCUUCUGCAGAAUGAGUGGGAAGGUGCAUUUGAAAGAAAAAGAAGGUUAGGAACAAUGUCCCCUGAGCAGCAGCAGUGCAGUGUUAUAGUGUCGAAAACUUCAUUAAUGGCUGCGGUAAAUUUAUCAGUCUCAUGCGGACACUGUAAAAUCGAGGCCAGCAAUGGCCAGGCUGGAUCAAAGGGGCCUUCUACAGUGCUACAAC
Molecule: messenger RNA, 1078 nt
Organism: Gamsiella multidivaricata
Lineage: Eukaryota; Fungi; Mortierellomycota; Mortierellomycetes; Mortierellales; Mortierellaceae
Exons: 1
Coding region: 282-728 (148 amino acids)
Source: RefSeq, a predicted model, not a curated record